Molecule: messenger RNA, 3938 nt
Organism: Thermothielavioides terrestris NRRL 8126
Lineage: Eukaryota; Fungi; Ascomycota; Sordariomycetes; Sordariales; Chaetomiaceae
Exons: 8
Coding region: 380-3580 (1066 amino acids)
Biological process (GO): oligosaccharide metabolic process; protein N-linked glycosylation
Cellular component (GO): endoplasmic reticulum membrane
Molecular function (GO): Glc3Man9GlcNAc2 oligosaccharide glucosidase activity
Source: RefSeq, a predicted model, not a curated record
GCGGCCUGUAUCGUGGCCCCUCCGUGUGUCCCAACAAGCUCCCGUCCCAAUUCGGCCCCUCCCCCCCUCCCUCUCGAUGCCGGCGUUUGCGACGGGACGUUUCUCAAGGUCUGUUGCCAACGUCCCGACUGUUUAUGUUCGGUCUUUCUGCUCGUCCUUGUCUCUCCUUUCUUGCUUUUGUUGCGCAGCAGGCAAUUGGGACCCUCCGAAGCCGGUCCCUUACUGAGCUUCCUCCACAGAUUUUGGGUACCACUUUAGACCUUUAUCUUAGGCAGUUUUGUGAACCGGAGAGCUCUCCUUUUCCGCCGCUGCUGUCGCUUGUUUCUCGCCAACGCCGCGCCGUCGAUUGGGAAGCCAUACGCCCAGCCGAAAGCUCGCCAUGGUCGUCUUUGAUGGUCACGAGUACCUCACCGAGGAGGAGAGGCGGCUGCAGGAAGACCGCCGCCGCACCAAGUACUGGAAGAAGUGGGGUCCCUACGUCUCCGAGAGGCAGUGGGCCACCGUGCGUGAGGACUACAGUGCCGACGGCGAUGCUUGGAGUCACUUCCCGCACGAUCACGCCCGGUCUCGCGCAUACAGAUGGGGUGAGGACGGCAUCGCCGGUGUCUGCGAUACGCAUGGCUAUCAGAACAUUGCAUUCGCUUUCUGGAACGAGAAGGACUCCUUUCUCAAGGAGCGCCUGUUCGGUUUGUCCAACCCGCAGGGGAACCACGGCGAGAGCAUCAAGGAGGCGCACUUCCAUCUGGACAACACGCCGCACUCAUACAUGAAGUACCUCUACAAAUACCCGCAAAAGGCGUUCCCUUACGAGGAUCUGCUCAAGGAAAAUGCGAGGCGAGGAAAGGAGGACCGGGAGUACCAGAUCCUCGACACCGGCGUCUUCGACGAAGACCGCUAUUGGGACAUCUUCAUCGAGACGGCCAAGGCAGAUGAUGACCCCGACGAGCUCCUCUUCCGCGUCACCGCCUGGAACAGAGGGCCUGAGCGUGCCCCCCUCCACAUCAUCCCCCACGUGUGGUUCCGCAACACCUGGUCUUGGGGCCGGGAGCCUGCCGAACACAGACCCUCUAUGGGUAUCUUUGACGAGAACUUGAUCAAGUCCAAGCAUCACUAUCUAGGAGACCGAUAUGUCCUGUUCUCUCCCUCACCCGGGGUCGGUCCUAGCAAGGCAGAUGUCGAGCCCGAGUUGAUCUUCACGGAGAACGAGACGAACUACGAGCUCCUUUACGGAGGCAAGAACGUGACACCGUACGUCAAGGACGCCUUUCACCGCUACAUUGUCAACCGCGAGAAGGGCGCGGUCAACCCCGCUCAGGUUGGCACCAAAGCUGCCGCUUGGUUCACUUUCAACGAAGCCGGAGGCGUCAAUCCGGGCGAGUGCGCAGUGGUUCGCUUCCGGUUCUCUAGGAAAGCAGAGACGUACCUUGACGAGGAGGAGUUCGACGAGAUCAUGGAGAGAAAGCGGGAGGAGGCCGACGACUUCUACUACCACAUCAGCCCCUUGCCAAUGGCGGACGAUCUUCGCAACAUCCAGAGGCAGGCAUUCGCAGGCAUGAUGUGGUGCAAGCAACACUAUCUCUUCAUUUGGGACGAGUGGGCGAACGGGGACCCCAGCCAGCCGCCACCCCCUCCAGGCCGAAAGGGCAUUCGCAACGCUGCGUGGAAACACCUGCACUGCGACGACAUCCUGUCCAUGCCCGACUCCUGGGAAUACCCCUUCUUUGCCGCCUGGGAUACCAGCUUUCACUGCAUCACCCUAGCCAUGAUCGACCCGGAAUUCGCGAAGAAGCAGCUCGACCUCUUCACCCGCGAGUGGUACUGCCACCCCAAUGGCCAGCUCCCAGCAUACGAGUGGAACUUUGGGGAUGUCAAUCCUCCCGUCCACGCCUGGGCGACGUUCCGUGUCUUCAAGAUUGAGCGCAAGCUCUACGGAAGACAGGAUCUCGAUUUCCUCGAGAGGGUGUUCCAGAAGUUGCUGCUCAAUUUUACGUGGUGGGUGAACCGGAAGGACGUCGAAGGCAAGAAUGUCUUUGAGGGCGGGUUCCUCGGAUUGGACAACAUCGGCUUGUUCAACCGCUCCGAGCCAUUACCCACCGGCGGCACCCUGGAGCAGGCCGACAGCACGGGCUGGAUGGCCUUCUACUGUCUCACGAUGCUCAACAUUGCUCUGGAGCUUGCGAAACACCGCCGGAUCUAUGAGGAUAUUGCCACCAAAUUCUUCGAGCACUUUAUCCUGAUCAGCGACGCCAUGACGUUCAGGAUGGGCCAGAAGGACGAGCAGUCUCUCUGGAACGAGCAGGACGGGUUUUACUACGACGCCAUUUCGUGGGGUGGCCCGUGGAUCCAACAACUGCCCGUCCGGUCCUUGGUCGGGCUGAUUCCCCUCUACGCAACGCUCACGUUGGAACCGGAGCUCGUCAACCGGCUUCCAACCUUCAAGAAGCGCAUUGAGUGGUUCAUCGCCCACCGCUGCGACGUCGCCGAGCGGACGAUGCACAGCAUCCGCACCCGCGGCAAGGGCAACAGAAUCCUCCUGUCGCUCGUCAACAAGGAGCGGCUGAUAAAGAUUCUCAAGCGCAUGCUGGACGAGGAUGAGUUCCUCAGCCCUCAUGGAAUCCGCUCGCUGUCUAAGUAUCACAAAGAGCACCCGUACUCCAUGGAAGUCAACGGGCAGACGUUCAAGGUGGGCUACGUGCCCGGGGACUCGGACAGCGGUCUCUUCGGCGGCAACAGCAACUGGCGGGGCCCGAUUUGGUUGUGUGUCAACUUCCUGCUGGUCGAGUCGCUGCAGCGCUUCUACCUCUUCUUCGGGCCGAACCUGCAGGUCGAGUGCCCCGUGGGCUCGGGCGACUACAUGCAUCUGGGCCACGUCUCGGAGGAGAUCCAGCACCGGCUGCAGCAUCUCUUCGCCCGCCGCGACGACGGCCGCCGGAGCAUCAACGGCGGCAACGACACCCUCGACUUCGACCCCCACUGGCGCGACUACUUGUGGUUCUACGAGUUCUUCGACGGCGACACGGGCCGCGGGCUAGGCGCGACGCACCAGUGCGGGUGGACCGGUCUUAUCGCCCGCAUGAUCCACGACACUGGCGUGAACUGCCGCCUCCCGCAGACCCCGCGCACGCCGCGCGCCGGCAUGCAGCACUACUUCGACGACAUCCUGCACCACCGCCACGUCGGCAGCGCGCAGACGCCCAGGACCCCCGGCGCGCUGUCGCCCACGCUGCCCCGCAUGCGCCGCAGCUCCACGAGCCGCUCGCUCGCCGCCCGCAGCGACUACAGCGCGACGACGACGACGACGACGACGACGACGACCGACGUCAACGGUGACGGCGACGUCAACGGCGACGGCGACGACACCACCCAAGGAGGGUAUGACGGCAACGGCGGCGGUGGUGGCGCGGCGAGGCGCGGAUCGGUCCACGCGGCGGCGGGACUGCUGUACGACGAUCCGGAGCGGGCGAGGGCGCGCGCCGAGGCGGACGCGCAUCUGCAUGCGUAUAUCUCGCAGCAGCUGGAGCGGGUACGGUUGGAGAGGCGUGAUGAAGAUGGUGCGGACGAGUUUGAGGCGAGGGUUUGAAAGGACUGGGAACUGGGGAAUUAGGGUAGAUGGGACUGGGAGGUUGGCAGAGAGGCAGAUAGAUAUUGUUCUCUCGGUCGUUGGUGAUGUGGGGUGGGUAUAUAGUAAGGGGUGGUGUAGCUGUGGUAUAUCGGGAGGAGCAGGGAAAGGGGUAUAUUGAGGGUCCGUUGGGUGUUGAGUUGGAAAAGAGGGAUGUUUGUGGAUAUGCUUGAUAGAAAUAGAUAGAGUUGUCUUGGAAACAUGCAAUUGAAAGAAGGCAGCCAUCUCUUUGCUGUUGCUUUACGGUUUAGCUGUGAGGAGCGCAGAGUAUCUGCAACUAAAGCAAGACGGCAAGCCGAGUUUCAGGGGCUGAUGUUUG